Phaethon lepturus (White-tailed tropicbird) is the source of this 1147-nucleotide messenger RNA. RefSeq names its product pyroglutamylated RFamide peptide receptor (gene QRFPR). NCBI's taxonomy places the organism in Eukaryota, Metazoa, Chordata, Aves, Phaethontiformes, Phaethontidae. Gene Ontology annotation, biological process: G protein-coupled receptor signaling pathway. The record is from RefSeq and is a predicted model, not a curated record. Gene Ontology annotation, cellular component: membrane. The transcript has 5 exons. Gene Ontology annotation, molecular function: peptide binding; G protein-coupled receptor activity. Bases 12 to 953 code for a protein of 313 amino acids.
UCGCAUGCAAGAUGGUACCGUUUGUUCAAUCCACUGCUAUUGUAACCGAGAUUCUUACAAUGACCUGCAUUGCUGUGGAAAGACAUCAGGGAAUUGUGCAUCCACUAAAAAUGAAGUGGCAGUACACCAAUAAAAGAGCUUUCACGAUGCUUGGGAUCGUCUGGUUGCUGGCUCUUAUUGUUGGGUCACCUAUGUGGCAUGUGCAACGGCUUGAGGUUAAAUAUGACUUUCUAUAUGAAAAAGUGUAUGUAUGUUGCUUGGAAGAGUGGGCCAGUCCGAUUUAUCAGAAGAUAUAUACGACCUUUAUUCUUGUUAUACUCUUCCUUCUUCCACUGAUGUUGAUGCUUUUUUUGUACACUAAAAUUGGCUAUGAACUCUGGAUUAAGAAACGAGUGGGAGAUGCUUCAGUUCUUCAAACCAUUCAUGGGAGUGAAAUGUCUAAAAUAUCAAGGAAGAAGAAGCGAGCAAUUGUUAUGAUGGUGACAGUGGUGUUUCUCUUUGCAGUCUGUUGGGCCCCUUUCCAUGUAAUUCACAUGAUGAUAGAAUACAGUAAUUUUGAAAAGGAGUAUGAUGAUGUGACAGUCAAAAUGAUCUUUGCAAUCGUCCAGAUUAUAGGAUUCUUCAAUUCUAUUUGUAACCCUAUUGUGUAUGCUUUCAUGAAUGAAAACUUCAAGAAAAAUUUUUUGUCUGCCAUCUGCUUCUGCAUUGUCAAAGAAAAUUCAUCACCAACCAGGCAACUUGGGAACUCGGGGAUUACUAUGAGGCUGCAAAAGGCAAGCGUUUCUCAAAGAGACCCCAUUGACUCGGACGAAGCCAGGAGGGAGGCAUUCAGCGAUGGCAACAUUGAAGUCAAGUUCUGUGAUCAGCCAGCUUCAAAAAGGAAUUUGAAACGGCACCUUGCCUUAUUCAGUUCUGAGCUUACUGUGCAUUCUGCAUUAGGAAAUGGACAGUAGCAUCACAAAGGUUUUGAGAAUGGGAGCAACACUCUCUUCAUAUGAUAACUUUGAAUAAGCCAUUUAAAACAGUUUUCUACUUUGCAUGCUGAAAAGAGGGGGAAAAUAUUUUGUGGAUUAUUAUAAUAUUGGGAUAAUGGUUGAGAAAAUGUAAUAUAUUUUAUCAGGAUCAGGAGUAACACUUUGGAAAACAA